Callorhinus ursinus (northern fur seal) is the source of this 408-nucleotide messenger RNA. The record is from RefSeq and is a predicted model, not a curated record. Lineage: Eukaryota; Metazoa; Chordata; Mammalia; Carnivora; Otariidae.
UAUUCUCUUUUCUUCUAGUCUUGUCAGUUUUACCCCAGUCUUAUGCUCUACUGACCCCCAUUAAAGCCCCCAAGAAGAAAAUGGCCAUUAAUGGAGUCGUGGUGCUAGGAUCUUUUAUCAUGGUUUUCCUGAUGCGUCCUCAAGAAUCCUGGGCUAUCAAAGAGGACCAUGUGAUCAUCCAGGCUGAGUUCUAUCUGACGCCUGACCCAUCAGGAGAGUUCAUGUUUGACUUCGAUGGUGAUGAGAUUUUCCACGUGGAUAUGGAAAAGAAGGAGACAGUGUGGAGGCUGGAAGAAUUUGGACGUUUUGCCAGCUUUGAGGCCCAGGGUGCCUUGGCCAACAUAGCUGUGGACAAAGCUAACCUGGACAUCAUGAUAAAGCGCUCCAACCACACCCCGAACACCAAUG